This is a messenger RNA of Harpia harpyja (harpy eagle), 5540 nucleotides long. It is a transcript of the gene TMEM144, whose product is annotated as transmembrane protein 144. The coding region runs from base 2339 to 3412 and encodes 357 amino acids. Lineage: Eukaryota; Metazoa; Chordata; Aves; Accipitriformes; Accipitridae. The record is from RefSeq and is a predicted model, not a curated record. Gene Ontology annotation, molecular function: carbohydrate transmembrane transporter activity. Gene Ontology annotation, cellular component: membrane. Gene Ontology annotation, biological process: carbohydrate transmembrane transport. The transcript has 12 exons.
CUCCCGGGGUGCGUUGCCGAGCGGUUGGCCUGCCCAGCCGCUGACGCUUCCUCCCGCGGCGGCCUCGGCCGAGAGCUGGGCCUGCCCCGUCUGCGGGCCGAGUCCCGCCUGCAGCGUGGGCCUGCCCUGCGGAAGGCCGGGCGGGUUGGCCUCGGUGGAAUCCGCCUGUGUCGAGAGCUCAGCCGCGCGGUUUUCCUCCUUGUUGCGUGAUACCGCUUGCUGAAAAUAGUGCCGGACGAACGUCUCUCAAACGCGUUCGUCUUAGGGAAGCAAAGAAACGUUUCUUGAGCAGCUGGUCGGGGGUCGCGGUGUCAGCAGAGGACGUCGCUCCGAGACUCCUAAAAUAAGGACGAAAGUAUCCAUCCUUAAUGGCAAAUAGAUGAUAGGAGAAACAUGCAAAUACACAGUCAAUGUGACGUGCAGCCUGUAAAAAUACCCAUUCAAUGAGCUCAAACGGUUUCUUUUGGAUAUUGACAAGAGCUUGGAUCUACCUCGAGGUGAAAGCUCCCAAGGGCAGGCUUCUUGAUUUCAUUGCCUGUCUGCAGACCCUGUAGCAAUGUGUUGCUGUUGUAUUAAGUGAGCAUUAUAAUUUGUUGUGUCUCUGUGUGAAGGAAGAAAACGGUGGCAUAUUUCAGAGGAAACAGUGAAAAUACAGAGCACAACCUUCCAGUGAGGUAAACCAGCGAAGUUAGUAGGAUAAGGGCAAUGUGUGCCAACAAAAUUCCAUUAUAUUUCCUCUACAGCUUGGGAACCCUGAAGUGCCCUUCAGUAAGGGCUACUUAGUGAAAAUAACCCUUCAAUAAUAGCAACAAUUCCAGUUGUCUCUGCUUGAGUUUCAGAUACAACCACUGUGUUCUAAUAUCUUAGCAGCUUCAGCAAGUGCUUCUGGAUUGGCGUUUGGUAGCUAUAAAUCUGGCAAGAACAUAGGAUUGUAGAGAAGAGGCUUUUAGUGAACUCUCUGAAGCUUUGUGACGUGCAAAGUAUAUGCAAGCAUUUGCAAAACAGUAUAGUCAACUUAAUGCUGUGUGCCAGUUCAUUAUUUGCUCUUGACGUUGGAUCAUAUAAUUGUAGAAUAAUUUAGCUUGGAAGGGACCUCUGGAGGUCAUCUAGUUCAACUCCCUGCUUAAAGCAGUGCUGUCAUUGAAGUUACAGGAGGUUGCUCCAGGCCUUGUGUGGUUGAGCUUUCUCUUGAAGGUUUUAAAAUGGAAUUGAAAGUCAGGUCUGAAAUUAAGCCAAACUUGGAGCUAAGUGCCCCAGACUUUGGAAAGUUACAGAGUUUUAAGCAGUCUGAAUGAAGCAUACUCUUCCUUGGUUAAUUGGAAAUUGUGUUUCCUUUCCAUUUUUGGUGUCAUGAUUCUGGUUCUCCAAUUAUGCAACAGCCUUCAAUGUGCACAAUAUAGAGAUUUUUGGAAGAUAAAAAGCAAGCAGAAAAGUAUAUUGCCCCGCAGCACACAGAUUUUCACUUAGAAGAUAGAAAACUGAAAUAUUUUUAAAGUAACAUUUCUCUGUACAUUAACAAAAUCAAAAAGGCUGAUAAACCAGUUUAGAUUUGAAAGGUUCGUAAUAUUUUAAUUGCGUAAUGACUUACUUAUUUAAAGGCUAAAGUACUGAGCCCUGCAUGCAUAGAGGUGCAAUGUAAUCAGCUUUAUUUCUAUGUUUUUAACAGCAGGAAGUUCUUCCUGUGCAAAACCCAGCUCUUGCAUUGUACUUGCCCACUAAAUGAAUUAAACUUAUUCACUCAGUGAAUCAAGGUUGAUGGAAUGAAGGUAGCUGAUGUUACCCUUUAUCUAUCUUAAUCCAUUCUUGUGGUGUCACAGUGUUUCUUAGCCUGUGAAGUCACUCUUUGAAGAAAUCCCAGCAUUAUUAUUAUUUGCACUGCUCAGUGUCUAUAGGUCCCAGGUAAAACAUACUUUACAGAAGAGUCUUAAAUAUGGUGAAAACUUCUUGGAGAAGCUUAUCCUCUAAGUAGGCAAGAAAGAUGAAGAGUGAAGGAGAAAAAGAUAGUAAGAUAAAUGGAAAUACCUGUGCCGUUGUACCUUCAUGAUGUGUCUUCUAAGUGUCAUCUGUGUUUUUCUGAAGUACUCAAGUUAAAAAUACACUGACAUCUUUCCAGGGGAAAAAAUACAGAAACUAAAUGGUUAUAUUAGUUGUGGGAUUGAACUUUUCACCUGCUAAUGCAAAUAAUUAAUUUCAGCCGACACUGAUGGCCCUGCUGAAGCUGUAGAUAAAAGCACAACCUCAGCAGAUGCAGUUGUCAGUGUCCUAAGGACUCCAGAGGAGAAUCUGUCAGGACCCACAGCAAAACAGCUCCAUAAAAAGAGGCACCUUCAGAACAAAGAUGAACAUUGGGAAAGCUUACAGUGCCUUUAACAACAGCAAUGGAACAGAUCUAGCUAUUGGCUUUACCUCCUCCACAGUAGCUGUCCUUCUAUUUGGGACAAACUUUGUGCCUGUUAAGAAGUUUGAUACUGGUGAUGGCAUGUUCUUCCAGUGGAUUCUCUGUGCCUCCAUAUGGAUAGUUUCUUUGGUGGUCAAUUUAAUCCAGAAUUGCCCCCGGUUUUGGCCUCUGGCUAUGGUUGGGGGUUUCGUGUGGGCUACGGGCAAUGUUACAGUUGUCCCUAUUAUUAAAACUAUUGGCUUAGCUCUUGGUCUUUUGAUAUGGGCUUCUUUUAAUUUGCUGACAGGUUGGGCAAGUUCAAGGUUUGGUUGGUUUGGAAUUGACCCAGAAGAGGUAUCAAAACCAAUCUUAAAUUAUAUUGGAGCUGGACUUUCACUAUUAAGUGCUGUCAUAUUUCUUUUUAUAAAAACUGAAGUCCAGAGUUCUUCAGCUUCAUUAGAAAGCACGCCUUUACUGAGAGAAAGGUCUAUUAAUGUUUCUGAAGAUACCUCUGACGACUCAUGGGUGAAGAGACUUUCUCCAGCAAAAAAGAGACUCAUAGGAUGUAGCCUGGCUGUAGUAGCUGGAAUACUCUACGGUUCCAGUUUUAUACCAGUACUUUACAUCAAGGACCAUGGAAGAAGAAAUGAAACUAUGUACACAGGAGCAAGUCAAUUUGAUUUAGAUUAUGUUUUUGCACACUUCAGCGGAAUAUUUCUUACAAGUACCAUCUACUUCUUGAUCUACUGUGCAGUCAGGAAAAAUAAACCUAAUGUUUAUCCCCAAGCCAUAUUGCCAGGAUUUGUUUCUGGUGUGCUUUGGGCAAUAGCCAAUUGCUGCUGGUUCAUAGCCAAUCACUAUCUCAGUGCAGUGGUCAGCUUUCCAAUAAUUACUGCAGGUCCUGGCCUUGUUGCUGCAAUGUGGGGAGUCCUUGUAUUUAAAGAAAUCAAGGGACUGAAAAACUACGUGUUACUCUCAGUAGCAUUUUGCAUCAUUUUGGCUGGAUCACUCUCCACGGCUUUUUCUAAAGUUUGAAAGGAUCUUCUGAACCAGUAGAUGGUGCUACUGUUUAAUAUAAUCAGAAAGACAAUAUUGGUAUAUCGCAAUACAUAAUAAUUUUCAAAAUGUAUGUCCAACAUUUACCCUAACUUGCUUCAGGCAAGUGGAAGAAAAAAAAAUACCCCAAAAACCAACGCUUUGCUAAAUGUUCCCAUUUGGCAUGAAAGAAAAUCUGGAAAUGUUUUGUUUCUGCAUUCUUGGAAUAGUAAGAAUAUCAAAGGAUUUUAUUAAAUAAAGCUAAAUGAUUUUAUAGUUACUAAUGGUUUUUUUUCUGGUUCAGGUACUAAACUUCAUGUCAUCAUAAACUACAGUUCACUGUUGUGAUGGUCGAUAAAGGGAUUUUAAUUCUUAAUCUGUAAUACUUCAUGUAUUUGCAAGCUGAUUUGUUUUAUUAUAACAUUCUGUCUUACUUGAAUAUAAAAUACAUCUUGGAAUAUUCUUUAUGGAACUGAUACACAUGAAGAUGUGAAGCAUUUUUUUAUUUAGAAGCAUUAUUCUUUAAAGUCAUCAGUUUACAUAAAAACAUUAUCUUCCAAUUACUUCAGAAUCUUGAAGGAAAUAUAGAAAAAAAAGGUACUGUAAAAUAAAUUACUUGUGUUUGCUGCUAAACUGUGCAAGAACAUUAUGUAGAAAUUGGGACCAGGAUACAAAUAGUUGGGGAACUUUGGGGUUUUUUAUUUAGGUUGUAAGUAAACAUUACAUUUCUGCGUUGUAAUAGGAGCUAAGUAUGUGGUUCAAAGUUUGUUUCCAAAUAACUUUGGGCAUUUUCAGAAUACUUACUGUUCUUUUCUAUGUAGCAUAUUCAAAUCUUAAAAAUUAUGCAUGGUAAUAUUUGUUACAUUGAAGCAUCAUGCUAAAACUACCCAAUCAUUGUUCUACCCAAAGCAAGGUCCUCUAUAUGUAAAUCACUUCUGACAGUUGUUGUCUAAUUUGUUCCUUUAAAAAAAUAGAUAAAAGUAGGUUUCACAACAUUUUUAGGCAAACUAACCAGCUUCUAACUACCUGUCCUGCUAAAAAGCCCUAAUAUCCAGAGGAAAUUCCCUAUGAGGAAAGUUACGUCCACUGUUCCAUGACCACCACUAACAUGGAGAAUUGUUGUUCUUACUCAUCACAGCUAGCCUUUAUAUAUGCAAAGCAUGUUGUCUGAACCUCACUAGUAUUUUCUUCAGUAUAUUGGGCAACCCCAGCUCCUGCAGUCUUCCUUUGUCUAUAAUGUGCUCAUAAUUUUUCUUGGUCUUUCCUGAACUCUCACUAAGUAGACUAAAAUUGUCUAGAAAAACUAGGCAUGACAGUCAGACUACAGUCUUAAAAAAACCAAGAAGAGCAGCAGUAAUAUUUUUUUUUUCGUCCAAUUUGCAAGCUCUGUUUGUGAUUACACUUCAUAGUAUGACACUUUUUGCCAUCACGGCUUGAUAUUGAGAACGUGUUCAGAUUGCAAUCAUAAUUUCUCCUUUCUCCCUUCCACCCUUCUUUGUCUACUAUUUAUCAGAUUUGAUCUUAGAACUGUUACUUAGCCUGCUUUUUCCCAUCCCAUAUUGUUUAUUCCUACCCAAGUGUCAGAACUUGGUGUCUGACAGGUUUUUUCCCCCUUAAGGCAUUUCUCUAUUUUUGCUCUGUAUGUUAACCAUGUCCUCCAACAAGUUGGCAGCAUUUUCCAACCAGAUGUCAUCUGCAAAUUUAAUAAACAUACUCUCUAAUUAUUGUAAAUAAUUAUGAAAAUGCUGCAUGAUAUUGGCCUUUACUUACUUUCUGGAAUCUAAUGUAAUACUUUCUUUCACUCUGACAGGGAACAAUUGAUUACCCUUUUUGAGUACAGUUUCCCUCUGUCUUUUACAGUGGUUUUAUUUAGACUGCAUUCUUCCAGCUUUUAUGUUAUAUCUGAUGCAGCUGUUCAAGUCAAGACACAUGAUAUGUGCCACCCUAAUACCUGAUAUUGGAAAGAAAACUGACUAGUCAGUCUGACAGGUCAGACACAAUUUCUUCUUGACAGAUCAUUGACUGUUACUUACCUAGCCAUUAUUCUGUUGACUCAGAUAAGGAAGAGUAAUUUGUUCACAUUUUUGAAAUAACUUGAAUUAAACUGGACAUUUAUAAUUUCCCUGGA